Mus pahari (shrew mouse) is the source of this 2983-nucleotide messenger RNA. RefSeq names its product zinc finger and BTB domain containing 7B (gene Zbtb7b). Gene Ontology annotation, molecular function: protein binding; DNA-binding transcription factor activity, RNA polymerase II-specific; RNA polymerase II cis-regulatory region sequence-specific DNA binding. Bases 270 to 1901 code for a protein of 543 amino acids. The transcript has 4 exons. The record is from RefSeq and is a predicted model, not a curated record. NCBI's taxonomy places the organism in Eukaryota, Metazoa, Chordata, Mammalia, Rodentia, Muridae. Gene Ontology annotation, biological process: positive regulation of gene expression; regulation of transcription by RNA polymerase II.
CAGAGAGGGAGAGGGAUCGCGGCAGGUGAAGGGAGUUUGAAGGAAAGAAGGGAAAGGAAAAGGGUGGAAAAGGCUCAGGGAGCGAAGCAAAAUCUCGGAGAAAAGGGACGAAAAGGAGGGAGGGACCCAUAUGCUCCCUGCUGGAACUAGCUGUUGGAAGAGGACCGGAGCAGAGUCCCAAGCCCCCCAGCCUGGCGGGGGACGCGCUUCUUCCUACACCCUGUGCCUCUGCAGCUCCAGCGAACGGACCCGACGGCUGAGAGGAGAAGAUGGGGAGCCCUGAGGAUGACCUGAUUGGAAUCCCAUUCCCAGACCACAGCAGCGAGCUCCUGAGCUGCCUGAACGAGCAGCGCCAGCUGGGCCAUCUGUGCGACCUCACCAUCAGGACGCAGGGUCUUGAGUACCGCACCCACAGGGCUGUGCUGGCUGCCUGUAGCCACUACUUCAAGAAGCUCUUUACGGAGGGUGGAGGGGGAACUGUGAUGGGAACAGGGGGUGGUGGGACUGCUUCUGGGGGAGCAGGGGCCGGUGUGUGUGAGCUGGACUUUGUAGGGCCGGAGGCUCUAGGUGCCCUGCUCGAGUUUGCUUACACAGCUACACUGACCACCAGCAGCGCCAAUAUGCCGGCUGUACUCCAAGCCGCUCGGCUACUGGAAAUCCCGUGUGUCAUCGCUGCUUGCAUGGAGAUCCUACAAGGCAGUGGGCUGGAAGCCCCCAGCCCAGAUGAGGAUGACUGUGAGCGAGCCCGACAGUACCUGGAGGCUUUCGCCACUGCCACUACCACAGCCUCAACCUCAGGAAUGCCAAACGGUGAAGACAACCCUCCACAGGUGCCCCUCCUCCCACCACCACCGCCACCACCUCGACCUGUCGCCCGCCGCAGCCGCAAACCCCGGAAAGCUUUUCUUCAAACCAAAGGGGCCCGAGCAAACCAUCUGGUCCCUGAGGCCCCCACAGUACUCACCCAUCCCUUGACCUACGAAGAAGAAGAGGUGGUUGGUAGAUUGGGUAACAGUGGGGGCAGUGGGCUCGGAGAUAGCUAUAGUCCUCCCACAGGUGGCGCCUCACCUGCCGAGGGGCCCCUGAACUAUGAAGUCUUUGAAGGUGAGGAAGAAGAGGAGGAGAUGGUAUACCCCCCAGGCUACGGGCUAGCCCAGAGUAAUGAGCCCUCGCUCUCACCAGAGGAGCUGGGCUCAGACGAAGAUCCCAUUGACCCCGACCUGAUGGCAUAUCUAAGUUCGCUGCACCAGGACGCUCUGGCACCAGGCCUGGAUGGGCAAGACAAGCUGGUGCGUAAACGUCGUUCACAGAUGCCCCAAGAGUGCCCAGUCUGUCACAAGAUAAUCCACGGGGCAGGCAAACUGCCUCGGCACAUGAGGACCCACACUGGUGAGAAGCCCUUUGCCUGUGAGGUCUGCGGCGUGCGCUUCACCAGGAAUGACAAGCUGAAGAUCCACAUGCGGAAGCACACAGGAGAACGCCCCUACUCAUGCCCCCACUGCCCAGCCCGCUUCCUGCAUAGCUACGACCUCAAGAACCACAUGCACCUGCACACCGGGGACCGGCCCUAUGAGUGCCACCUGUGCCACAAGGCUUUCGCCAAGGAGGACCACCUGCAGCGCCAUCUCAAGGGUCAGAACUGCCUGGAGGUGCGCACCCGAAGGCGCCGCAAGGAUGAUGUGGCCCCUCACUACCCACCGCCCUCGACCACCACCUCAUCCCCUGCUGGCCUUGACCUCUCUAAUGGCCACCUGGACACCUUCCACCUCUCUCUGGCUCGAUUCUGGGAGCAGUCGGCCCCCACGGGACCCCCAGUCACUACACAAGGGCCCCCUGAGGAGGAGGAGGAGGAAGGGACACCUACCACACCACAGGCAGAAGGUGCCAUGGAGUCCUCUUAAAAGAGGGAUGAAUGGGCAGGAUGGAACAGCACAAGGCCUGGGACACCACGCCAAGCAAUGGGGAGCACAUAAAACAAGUGGUAUCGGGGUCGGGGAUGCUGAACCUUGUUGGUAUCAGAAUCGAACGCCCCUUCCCCCCCAGAGCCUUCAUUCCAAUUACAAGCUGAGGUUUUGGGGCACAAGCUCUCUAGAUUGGGGUGAUCACCCAAGGAGUUAAACAUGAAAUAUAUGUCUGUGUGUGUGUGUGUGUAUAUAUAUAUAUAUAUAUAUAUAUAUAUAUAUAUAUAUAUAUAUAUAUACACACACACACAAUAAAGGUGGGGUCCCUGUCCCCAGCCACUACUGGGGAAUUGAAGCAAUAAUCUAUCUCUGAUUUGUGGGGUCCCACUUCGGCUAUGCGGGUUUCUAGGAGGCUGGGGUUUAGGACCAAAUCCUUGCCCUACUCCCAUGCCCCCUGGGUUUUGGCUGUGAGGGGGUGGACUGCCCCUCCCUUCCGAGACCCCUCCUUCCUGGUUUCUGUUCCUUUUUCCUGGCCGUAAAUUAUGCAAAGGGGGGUGGCAAAGGAAGGGUAAGAGGGGGCAAACAAGGUAGAGGCUUGAAAGACUGGGGUGGCGGCGGGGAUGGGGGGGCGACUGGGCCUGUACGGACGGAGCCAUCCCAGUCCCCCUCCACCCAGUUCCAACGCUGAGUCAUGGGGUCCUGGAGAAGAAGAGGGCAGGGUGGCCUGAUUGGCUCGCCCGCCCCUGGGGGUAGCAGAAGGUCUCCGCCCAGCUAAGGGAGCUCUCCACCUCUUCCCUCCCGCGUCCUGGGGCAGGGAAUGUCUUGUUCCUGGCGCUCCCUCCCUGGGGCCAGAGGGCAGGGCGGGCCGGGCGUCUUACCCUCUUCUCCUCCCUACCUCCCCGCCCAGGUGCAAGCGGGAGCCGCCUCUGCUGCUUGCUGCCCCUGACUCACGCCGCCCCCGGGCUGGCGGGCGCUGGGUGUGGGGUGGGGUGAGGGGUUGAAGUAGCCUUGUGGGGAGCGGGCAAGCUAGCGCCAUCUGGUGGCCAUGCCCUGUAAGGGCGAACGCUUCCCGCCCCCCGCCC